Scatophagus argus is the source of this 2415-nucleotide messenger RNA. RefSeq names its product abhydrolase domain containing 18 (gene abhd18). The coding region runs from base 274 to 1641 and encodes 455 amino acids. The transcript has 14 exons. The record is from RefSeq and is a predicted model, not a curated record. NCBI's taxonomy places the organism in Eukaryota, Metazoa, Chordata, Actinopteri, Scatophagidae.
UCAAUAAUAAAUAGGUGUGACCAAAUAGUCUUGUCUAUAUAGUGCCUUUCUAUUGCUGACAGCCGUGAGCCUGUCGUUAGCUACAGUUUAUUUUGAAUCUUUAGACCGGAAAUACCCACACGCUAUUUUAUACUGUGAAAGAACACAUACCAGUAGCUUGACAACCGGUUCCCUCAUUCGCCCUCGGGAGAAGGUAGCUGCUAGCUGUAGGAGGAAAUCCACGAGUAAGAUAACAGACAUCUGUGUACAGUCUGAGAUGCCAGGUGCUGGUCCAUGGGUGUGAGCAGACUGGAUGUAUUUUAUAGAAGGCUUCUCCUCACCAAACUCUUCAUUGGUGGAUGGGGUAAGCCUGAAGACCUCAAGAGAAUCUUUGCGUUCCGUAAGACCAUUGGAGACAGAGAGAAGUGCAAGUCUCUUGUGCCAAAGGACUAUCCAGUUUACAUAAACAAGACUGAGGAGCAUGCCGACUGUCGGAUCCAUGAUGGGUUCUUCAUCUCUCCUCUCAAGCACUUGGUUCCUGGAAUCCUGCCACCAGAGGCUGUUAAUGCCAGGUUCCAGUUUAUAGUUCCUAAGCGAUGGCAGAAAAACAGACCAGUAUGUAUUCAUUUGGCUGGGACUGGCGAUCACUUUUUCUGGCGAAGACGUACCCUGAUGGCCCGACCCAUGGUCAAAGAGGCAGGAAUGGCUUCACUUCUUCUGGAGAACCCUUAUUAUGGUUAUCGUAAACCCAAAGAUCAACUGCGAUCCAGUCUAAAGAAUGUGUCAGACCUGUUUGUGAUGGGAGGGGCUUUGAUACUGGAGUCAACAGUGCUUCUCCAUUGGCUAGAGAGAGAAGGUUACUGGCCACUAGGAAUGACUGGAAUCUCCAUGGGAGGAUAUAUGGCGUCCUUGGCAGUUACGAACUGGCCAAAGCCAAUCCCUCUGAUUCCGUGUUUGUCCUGGUCUACUGCCUCUAGUGUCUUCACUACGGGAGUCCUGAGUAAAGCAGUAAACUGGACAGAGUUGGAAAAGCAGUAUGCCAUUAACUCAGUGUAUGAAGAGGAAAUCAUUAAGCUGUUGGAGUACUGUGGGGUAGAUUCCUUUAAGAUGGAUCCAGAGCUUGUGAAGAAUGCUGAUUCUUUAGAUCAUCUGUGUGGCCUGUCUGGAGAUGACAGGGCAUCCAUGGGGAAGAACUCAAAAGCAGCAAGGGAAGUGGAGACUGAGCAUCGCCUGUAUAUUGGUAAAGGCCCUGAACGGGUUGGAGCUGGAGUGCACCAGUUGUUAUCAUCAGUGAACAUCAGUGGGAUGAACAUUGACAGUCUACCAAGAGGCCCACAUUCACAGAACACACUUCAUCUGAAGAAGAUGCAUUCGGUCAAAUGCUGUCGACCAUCAUUGCAUAGAGAGUCUAUAAGCUUCAUGAAGGGGGUCAUGGACGAAUGUACACACAUGGCCAACUUCUCCGUGCCUGUAGACACCAGUCUCAUCAUUGUGGUCCAGGCUAAAGAGGAUGCCUACAUUCCUCGUACAGGAGUGCUCAGUCUACAAGAGAUUUGGCCAGGAUGUGAAGUCAGAUAUCUGAAUGGAGGACACAUUAGUGCAUACCUGUUUAAACAGAAUGCCUUCAGGCCAUAUAUGAUACAUUCAACAGAUUCUGCUUGAAGUAUCCCAACCUGCACUAGUCAUGGCAGACUGAAGACCUUUUCUCUCUGUAACAGCACCAGGACCUAUAGCUGAACAUUGGAAAAAAGGAACACCUAUCCAAAGACCAGAAGCUUUAGCAUAAAGUGUGGCAGUUAAGAUCAUGAUGUGUCUUAGCUAUAAAGAUUAUCUUUAUAACUAAAGAUAAGAUAAUAUAGCUAUCUUUCAGCAGAGCACAGCCACUUUCUAAUUUUUUAAUUUUUCAACUUGGGAAAUCUUGGUGCACCCAAACAAAUGAAAGUGAAAGUAAAGUAAAAGUAUCGAAAAAUGUUGUGGGAUGUUCAUUCGAUGGUUGUCAAAUAAACACUCAGGCCCCUAGUUUCACCAUAAGCAUCUUGACUGACGUGCAAAUAUGUGAGGCAGCUGCCAAUUGCAUCAAUCAGUAGGGCACUUCAGAUUUUGGUUAAUACUUACCCCUAGAAUAUGCAUACCAAAUGUGGUGAAAUUCUGUCCACGGUAUUUUCAGGAACAUAUUUUUAUUUGUGGCCCUGUUAUAAGUCAGACCCAAAAUGCUUUGGUGGAACUCUGGCCCAACAUGGUCUGAAGAUAUGUACCCAUAUUUAUGAUGACAAAUGUCCUUUUUCUUGCUAAGCCCUGCCCUUUGCAAAGUUUUUGGUUGAUGGGCACAAUGUUUCUUGUCUUUCUCAUUUAUAAUAAAAAAUUGGAUCUCUGUCCCUCAAUGUAGUGUACCUAGUUUGGUGCUGAUACACGAAUAAAACUGUGAUAAUUUGUUAA